Striga asiatica is the source of this 486-nucleotide messenger RNA. The record is from the annotation of a GenBank genome assembly. Lineage: Eukaryota; Viridiplantae; Streptophyta; Magnoliopsida; Lamiales; Orobanchaceae.
AUGGCUAGAAAGAAAGUUGUUUCGAGCGUUGUUUUCUUUGUUUUGUUGGGUGUCGUUGUUUGCUCGGCUGCUCGGACUCUCUUGGACUCCGGCGGCUAUUAUCCUUACUCCGGCGGUGGUGGAGGUGGCGGCGAUGGCGGUGGUGGAGGCGGUGGUUAUGCCGGCGGCGGGUUCGGAGGUGGCGGUGGUAAGGGUUCCGGCGGANACGGUGGAGGAAGUGGAGGAGGCGGCGGCUACACCCCGGGUGGUGGAGCCGGUGGUUAUGGAGGCGGCGAAGGUGGAGGAGCGGGUGGCGGUGGAGGGUACGCCGGCGGUGGUUACGGAGGUGGUGGUGGGCGUGGUGGAGGAGGAGGUGGCGGCACGGGAGGUUAUGGCGGUGGUGAAGGUGGUGGUGCCGGUGGCGGCGGCGGCGGCUAUGCCGGAGGUGGGUAUGGCGGUGGCUCCGGCGGAGGACAAGGUGGAGGGCAUGGUGGCUAUGUUCCAUAG